Messenger RNA from Hemisphaericaspora subhashii, 3108 nucleotides. RefSeq names its product palmitoyltransferase (gene AKR1). The record is from RefSeq and is a predicted model, not a curated record. Gene Ontology annotation, molecular function: palmitoyltransferase activity; protein binding. Bases 1 to 3108 code for a protein of 1035 amino acids. Gene Ontology annotation, biological process: protein palmitoylation. The transcript has a single exon. NCBI's taxonomy places the organism in Eukaryota, Fungi, Ascomycota, Pichiomycetes, Serinales, Debaryomycetaceae. Gene Ontology annotation, cellular component: Golgi membrane.
AUGUCUAACGAGACUAAUAAGCGAAGUAUCCCGAAUGGUAUAUUAUCUCAACAUAUAGAGGAUGACUCACCUAUACCAACUGGGUAUUCUAUAGACGAUAUCAGCACCACCAAUGGCUCUGAGAAAGUUAGUCGUCAACCCGAACCACCAAUCAAAAGUACACAAUCAAUUGCUGCAUCAAAGAAUAUAUUAUCCGAUGAUUUGGACAAUGAGAAUACUGCAUCCGGGUCUCUUUUAGAUGAUUUUGAGAACGAAGCUGAAAAUGAAUCUAAACCGAUACAUUCCAAGGAGGUGGAGGAACCAAUAGUGCCACUCGAAACUAUCGUAAGGGAUAAAGAAAGCGAAGCCCCAGAGGCUGCAGUUGAAGAAGAAGAAGGUACCACAUCUUCCAUUCCGGCACAUGCGACACCAAACUUCGACUCAAUUACUGAUGAUAUUAUGGAAAACGAAAUCGAAGCAAUUGUGGAAGACAAAGAAGAAAUCAAAGAAGAUUUCCAACCAGCAGAUUCAGUUGCGGAACCAGAAACGACAAGAGCCGCUUUAGAAACGCCUAAAGACGGUCAUCUUGCAUCUUCAAAUCUAGAAUACGUGGAAUUUAACCUCGAAUCAAUUGCUGAUAAUGGAAUUGAAAAGACCGAAGUAGAUUUGUCUAAAGAAAUCUUGGAAGACAAUGAAGAAAUCGAAGAAAAUUCAAAAUUGGCAUAUUCAGGUUUGGUUCUGGAAACAGCCAAAGCGGCCUCGGUGCCGUUUGUGAUAGGAAGUCCCGGGGCCACAGAAGAGGCAUUUUCCCCAUACGAGAUUAAUGGCUCGGAACAACCAGCUACUACAUCCAAUUCAGAGGAUCAAGAAAAUAACGAUACUGUUAGAUCUCUAAUUGAUGUACCAUUACACGAAGAAGAUGUCGACGAAAGACUCGUUGGUGAUAUCUCAGUAAAUGAAGAAAUCGGAAUUGAGGAAACACCAGAAUUUGAAACAGCAUCGAUCAAAUCAACAGACGCAAUCAUAGAAACAAACACCAAUAAAGCCGAGACUGACUUCGACGGCAAGACCGCAGAACAACUUGAAUUAGAAUCCAAUCCUACAUUAGCCAAAUUCAUGUCCGCCUGUCAAGAUGGGAACUUAACGAUCGUCAAAGAAUUGAUAAAUUCCCAACAAGUCAAUCCUAAUGAUUCAUUCAACGAUGGAAUAACUGGAUUACAUUGGGCAUGUAUUAACAAUCGUCUCACAUUGGUUCGUUUCUUGGUUGAAAACGGAGCCGAUCCUAAUCAAUUAGGCGGAGAAUUGAAGGCCAGUCCAUUACAUUGGGCAUGCCGGAAUGGAUUGGUAUAUAUUGUUGAUUAUUUGAUUACUAGUUCUGAAGCCGAUCCAUCAAUUCGUGAUUCACAAUCAUAUAAUUCAUUACAUUUAGCAGUUCAUAGUUCAAAUAUUACGUUGGUUAUUUAUCUUUUGUUAAGUUGUUGUGAUGCAAAUUCGAAAAAGAAAUUAUAUGUUGAUGAACCGGAUAGUUUUCAUAGGACAUGUUUACAUUGGGCUGCUUAUCAAGGUGAUAUAUAUACCGUGAAUGCGUUAUUAAGAUUCGGAGCUGAUGUUUCUAAAGUUGAUAAUACUUUGUUUAUACCUAUUCAUUGGGCAUUUAUGAAAGGUUAUAAGACUGUUCUUAAGGCGUUAUUAGAAGCUGGAUCAAAUAUUCAUUCCAAGAAUGAUCAGAAUAAGGAUACGUUUGAUAUUGCCAAAGAUAUGGGUUGUACAAAUACUUGGAUAAGAGUUUUGAAAGAAUGUGGAAGAGAUCCAAAUAAUAACUGGGCUCCAAAAAAACGAUGGAUCCUGCCAAAAGUUGGAAAAUUAAUGACUUUCCUUGCUCCAUAUGUUUUACUUCCUGUCCUGUUGAAUAUAAUUUCUGCAUAUCAAGGAUUUGGAAUCCCUAAGAUUUUCUUAGCCAUUGGAUUGUUUGCCGGAGGUAUACUUGCUGUUAAUAAAGUGAUUAUCCCAACGUAUCUAAUAGAUGAUAAAGCGCUUGCAAAAUCUCCCUUAUUGGCUGGAGUUUUCUCAGCAACUGCAUUUUGGGCAAUUGUGGUGUGGUUAACGGCCAUGUUCCCAGUUACCUUUUUCAAAGAAUUCUUGACGAAUGUUAUUUUGGGGUUUUUUAUUGGUGUAUUUACUUGGACAUUUUUUAAGUCAAUGUUCAUCAAUCCAGGAUUUGUGCCAACUCCAAGUGAUAAUUCUGUGAUUUUGGCUCAAGUUACUGAUUUAGUUAAGUUGGGUAAAUUUGACACUGAUCAUUUCUGUGUGAAUUCAUUUGUUAGGAAACCAUUGAGAUCGAGAUAUUCAAGAUAUAAUAAAAAGUUAAUUGCCAGAUUUGAUCAUUAUUGUCCAUGGGUGUAUAAUGAUAUUGGAGUUAGAAAUCAUAAAUUAUUUAUGGCAUUUAUUUAUUCAUUAAAUUUAGCAAUUCUUGCGUUUGUUCAUUUAUCAUAUAGGUAUUUUGAUAGAUUACAAGAUGCUUAUGAUUCAGACGAUGACGAAUAUGGAUUAUGCGGAUUAUUUGGAGAUGAAUUGUGUUAUGGAUAUAAGAAUCAUCACUUCCAUUUCAAUUUAAUCAUUUGGUGUUUAUUCCAAUAUAUUUGGGUGACAGUCUUAUGUAUUGUCCAGACUUUCCAAAUAUUAAAAGGGUUAACAACUUGGGAAUUCAGUACCUUAAACAACAAGAUCCAAUCUAGUCGAUUUAAUCAUUCUACGGUUCCUAUGGAUUUUGGUGAUUCUACUUUGGAGCCAAUACCCAACCAACCAACCGCCACAGCUCAUCGUCAUGACGAGUUUAAGACAUGUUUGAAUUUGUUGGGAAUAGACCAAUUUUGGAUGACGAUAAAACUUAGUAUAAUGUCUUUAUUUUCAAAAAGAGGUGCUUCAUCUUAUGAAUCUUUGAAUACUGUAGAUAUCCCAACUGAUUAUGGAAUAAAGCAGAAUUGGUUAGAUUUUUGGGUUAUUGGUGAAGAAAAGUUAAGAAAUGUAUUUUAUUUACCUAUUGAAGGGGAAAAUAAUUUGAAUGGAGAAGUUGUUGAUUAUUAUAAGUUGUAUGAGUAUCCAUCAAAAGCAGCAGCAGCGGUAGUUUAA